GCCGUUCUCGCGCUUCGCCUCCGCCAAUGAGAAGGCGGCUUUGAGGACUCGCUCGUCAGGGGGGCCAUCCUGGAUAAAUAAAAUAUCAGACGCGUCGUCUUCCCGUGUUGUCCAGCAACACCGAAACGAUCCCAAACUAGCGUAGGUGGAGGACGAGGAUGAUUUGGAUGAGAUUUGAAAACAGCUCGGAGGUACCCGUAGUACUUGCCACACAUGCAUCUGAGUCGCAGUGAUGGAACGCCCCAGGCUGCGCGCGCUACACCGCUGCCACCACCACAACUACCCAGCAUGCACCGCUGGCCAGAACAAUGGCUGCAAGUUUUGGCUGUGUUGGGGCGAUGUUAUUACGCGUUUCAAAGUGAAAUAUCUCGCAAGACAGCAGUUGUCAUUGAUAGUUUGUAACUUGUUAUCUUUGUGGGCUGUUGCCAGCGUGUUUUAAUCAUUUGUGUGUGACAUUAUCGAGCCUUGUUCGUCCACCGAGAGGCUUAGCAUUUUCUGUCUUGUUCACGUGCAGUAUCUGUAGCGUAGCUCUCAAAAAUCUCCAUGAAAACAAAAACAAACUCCGUGUUGGACAGCUUCUAAUGAACUCCUAGAAAGAGGCCUCCGAGAGGGAUCAGCGGGGAUCGUGUACAUGUAGUUUUUGGCUGGCAAAAUGCGUCGCACAGCCUCUGUGAAGAGAUCGGAGGUGUCUGCUGGUCAGAUUGACAUGCCUUGCCCGUCAUUCUCAAAGACAACUGUGUGAAAUAUGAAUUCAAAAUGGGCACUCGUAACUCCGGAAAAAAAGCAGAUGACAUGCCAGUGUCUGGUGGACCUCCGACACGGCUCCUGCGGCCGCGUGGAGUAUGCUUUCGAUGUCAUUUCCCUUCUCCUGCAUCAUGUGUUUGUCCAAAUACAACCACAGUGGAGGUUAAAGUACGGUUCCCAUCCACAUUGGUAAGCCCUGAAGCUGCCCCUGCCAGCGUGUCACCAACAGCAGCUAGAAAAAGAAAGCCUACUGAUAAUAAUUUAGGAGUUGUGCAAGCCAGAAGUAAAUCUCCCCCUAGCCGAAGACAGUUGUUCCAAGACGACUACUCCAACUCAAUCGAACCAGAUUUGGAUGCUGCUGCAUCUAUCUUGAGCGACGAUCAAGCUUUAUCCGAAGCAGAUGAAACAUACAGUUUAACUUCAAGCUCUGAUUGUGAAAGCAUAUCUAGUCAAGCUGUUGAUGAUGACACAGCUAUUCCAUCUACAUCGGAGCCCCUGCCUUCGACUUCUUCUGCUGAGACGACUUCAUCAAGGCCUAAACGGAAGAGGAGAAAAUUAAAAACAGUGGGCCGUCAUGUUUGUCCUAUUUGUUCUAAAACAUUUGGUAGCCCAGGGAAAUUGAGUCAGCAUAUGUUCUCUCACACUGGUGAGAAACCUUUUGAGUGUGACAAAUGCAUGAAAGCAUUUUCUUCAAAAUUCAAAUUGGUUCGCCAUCUACUCAUACACUCUGAUGAAAGGCAGUAUUGUUGUCCUAUGUGUGACCGAACUUUCCAUCGUAAGGACCAUUUAAAAAAUCAUUUGAAAGUACAUAGCCCUGUGAAGAAAACCUAUCGUUGUGAUAAAGUGGGUUGUCUCAAAGUUUACAGCUCGUUCUUAAGCUACCGCAAACAUGCUGCAGUUCAUGCUGCUGAAGAAGGAGACCUAGAAUGUAAAAUGUGUGGCAAAACAUUUCCAACUAAAGAUGAAAUUGUGUAUCAUUUGAAAGUGCAUGCUGGUUCUCGCACUGUUAAAAAUCCAUCAGAUAAAAAAUAUGGGUGUGACUAUUGUGAUAGGAGAUUCUUCACACGAAAGGAUGUGAGAAGACACCUUGUUGUUCAUACAGGUAAAAGAGACUUCCUGUGUCAGUUCUGUCCCCAUCGAUUUGGAAGGAAAGAUCAUUUGGUGCGCCAUAUAAAGAAGAGUCACUGUAAUGUCAGUCUUGGUGUCAGAAUAGCAGCAUCCAAAGGAAAACGCCCUCGACCAGUGACAAGUUCAGGGUCAAGUCAGGCUAAUGUGUCAACUCCAGGAUUAUCAACAGUGAGGCAAAAAACAGUUUUGCGGACACAUGGGAGGCCAAAGGCAGCUUCUGCACCUGAAUCCCUUAAUGCUACCAAUACUCUUGUUUAUGAAGAACACACAAAUGAAUUUGAAUCAGGUGUUUUGUCCAGCUUGGCCUCUGAUAUCAAGUCCACAAAACAGGAAUUGUGCGACAGUCCUCUGAAAGUGGAAGACAUAAUGAUGUCACAAGAUGACGACUCAUUUCAAGUGAAGGUAGAAGAAUGUUCCAUAUUACCAGACUUGCAACCACUAGUUUUUACGCACCCUCCAUCUGCUUCUUAUGUAGAACUUGCGGUUGAUGAUCUUAAUGUGCCGACAGACCAAGUUGAUGGUGAUAUCAAAUCAGAGCAGCCACUUUCAUCGCUUUCUGUUGGAAUGGACAUGAACCAGUUUAUCUCAGGUUAUUUGGCCUCCAGUAGCUCCACCUCAGAGCCCGAUUCAAUACAACCCGAUCAACCUGUAUCCGAACAGUCUGUGUCUACUCAACCUACCACAUCAACUGGGAUGUCAGAUGUUGAAGCCACUGAAUUUUUGGCUCAGUUCUCCAAUGAUGAUGAAAUAAUGCAGUUCAUGGAACUGUCCAUCCCAAUUACAACAGCAGCAACUUCAGCUUCAACAUCUGAUUUGAACUCAACUACUGCGCCACUAGGUCCUUUGCCAAGGUUUCAGCAAGCAUUCCAGCAGCAACCACCUUGAUGUUACUUUUCAUCAUCACUGUGCUGCCUUGGAUACAGUGGUGAUGUCUAAAACUGGCCAAAUGCCACAAUAUAUACUGUGUGUACAAAAUAGUUACUGUAAAAAUGCAUUUUGAAACCUUGCUUACCUUCUGUGUUUCUUUUUAUUUAUUGAAAGAGCAUUAAUGAGGAAGUUUCAGUCAGUAUCCAUUUGGCAUAAAGUUUAAUGGUUCAUUUGUGUGUGACCAUGUUUAGACAUCACUAUUUCAUCCAUGGCAGAUACAGUAGUUAGUAAAAAAUUAGUGUGAAAAACUUAGUCCAGCAUUCACUGUGUUGUACAAUGUGCAAGUUGACACACUAUGUGUACAUUUACCCCAUUUUCCCCAAAUUAAUAGAAACUGUCAUUACAUUACCUUCUAUGUAUAUUUCCAUAUGUAUUUCUAUAGAAACGUGUGCAGCAUGCUAUUUAUAACUCAUUUUGUGUCUUAAUGUUGAAGGCUAUCUUUGAAGUACCGUACUAACUCAGCUUCUCACAUGACUCCUUUUCAUUAUUUCUGUAGCAUUAGGCUCACUUAGCAUCUAUUGUCAGGAGAGUGAGGAUGUAUUCAGCACAUAAGUGUUUGGUAAUCAUGACUGAAUCAUACAAUGAAUUGUUUGAGCAUUGUUGAAAUAUUGCUGUGAGUGUUUUCAAAAUUUGAAUUGACUGGUAAUGAUUUGAGGAACUGAGGGUUGUAAGAUCACUUUGGCUAGUAUUGUAAGUGGUCCUUUUUAUCAUCUUUGUACAGACUGAUUGGAAGAAAAGCAAUAGUAUGGGCAAUAUUCAUGGAUCAUAUUGCUAUUGGAUGCAGUGGGUUGAAACUCCAUUAUUAAUGUUGUACUUGAUUGUCAAUACUUUAAAUUUUGUUGAAAUUUUGAUAUAUUCCCAAUAUUUUGUCUGGUAGUAGCAUUUUCCCAUUUAAAUGAUUCUUUCUGUGAAUGUUAUUUAUUUCCACACCUUCAAUUCUUCCCUUACUCAAAGUUGAAGACAAAAAAAAAACACUAUUUAUUUGGAUGCUGAUGAAAAUUAAACAGGGUGAGGAGAUGAAAGUGUUAAUGCUUGUUAAUUUCUCUAUUUGUUCAUUGUUUGAAUUUGAAAAAUGAGAGCGUUGAUCGAAUGUUAAGUUUUCAGAGAAGUGCAAUUUACCUAUAUUUUUGCAAACAUGUGCUGAGAUUGACGAGUGACCUUUUCUUAUUAUUCUUGUCAUGAAUGUUCUGUGUUAGUUGUUUUUCCUUUGUUAAAUUUAGAAGUCCGGUUUUGAGAUUCAUGUUGCACAUAAUUUUAGACAUGUAAAUAUUUGUAGUUUUGUCAUAGCAAUAAGUUGUAUUUAUUCUUCAUUUUGAGGAAUAUUUUUACAUUUUUAUACAGAUGUGUGCAAGUUUGUGUAUUGUUCUGAAUUGAAAAGUCUAUAUUUUGAUAGCGCUGUAUUGAAUAGUAUAGUUGUACAUUUUUUUAUGCACGUAUACUGUCGCUUUAGGUUUCCCCUAGAGGUAACUGCCUCAUGUACAAAUGAAAUGCAGGAGAAGAAAUAUCAGUUAGGUUGUACCAUGCUAGAUUUGUAAGUUAGCAUUUUCAAAAUGUGAAGAAAGUGUAGCACUCCUUUAAACCAAUAUGGUUCUCAGUGGUUUAGUUUCAAAGCAGUGCAUUGGACCUUUCAUCUUUAGUGCUAGUCUUCACACUUACUCAAGCAGCUUGGAAUGUAAUUCUCAUAAAAAAACCUUAAUCAGGAACUUAACAAUUUUCUCAUUAAUCAGCAAGUCUCACUAUUCUCUUACUUUGCUCCGCUGUGAUGAUGCAGUGCCAUGUAGUUGCAGUAUGGUUUUAUCCACAUUUUCUCUAAGACACAUGCUUUUGUUAAACUUUUUGUGAUAAUCUUGGUUGAUGAUAGUUUUAUUCUUGACAGGACAAAAUCAGUUGUGUUUUUAUAGAUACUGUUUCCAUUGUUAAUAACUUUCUUCAAAAUAUGUCUUGUCUGUAUGUUGGCGCCGAAAAUUUUGUUUCAUCUCGGUUUUCUCAGCUUUUUUCAGCUUCCCUUACACAGUACCAGUAAUGGAUGAUGCCAUUGUGUGAUUGCACUCUGUAUAUAUUUGGGUUUAAAAUUUACCUGAUUGAGAUGUGGAGCUUGACAUUGUGAUAAUAUGGCAACUUAUUUUGUUUGUUUGUUUUUUGUUUGUUUGUUUGUUUGUUUGUUUAGUUAUUUUUUUUUCCUUUUUUAAAAUUUUGGGCUUGUUUUAGUUUUGUCAUAGACAUAUAAGUUUUUAAGGCAUUUUUUUCAUUCUGAAAGUUUUGUACGGGUAUAUUUAAUUUGCACCUCCCCAGGGCUUCAAUUUUAUUCUUUGUGAUUGUUUUCAUGCAGACCCUUGGGUCCUCAUAAAAAGUGAAGUGGCUGUAUUAGCAGUUGUACUUAUUGCAUUUAGCUUAAGUCAGUAACUUUCAUAAAUAUUGGUUCAUAAUCUCUUGGUUUCUGCUUUCACUUCUAAUCUCUUGUGAACGCAAUGUUAGGACAGCAAUUAAAAAUAGCUCUGCAUUGCCUUUGAUCUUUCUUAAGGGGUUUCUACCUUCAUGUCUCCAUGUAGUUAAAAGACAUAAACGCCCUGCCCUUAGGGCAGGUUACACUGGUAAAACAAAGGCAUAAAAAUUAUGCCCUUUGGGGCAUAAAUACUCUUUUACGCCCUUCCCAAGGGCGUAAAUGGUAUAGGAAUUUCAAGCAAAAUUUUAAUGCCCUUCCCAAAGGCAUUAACGAUUUAUGCCCUUUAAGGGCAUAAGGGCCCUUUAAUCGUUUACGCCCUUAAAGGGCAUAAUUUUAAUGCCUUUGUUUCACCAGUGUUUCUUUUUCUGGAAUUGAGUUGCUGAAAGGAAGAAAGGAACAGGUGGAAGAAAUUAUUUUUCCUACAUACCGGUAGUUUGUUGUUUCUGUCCCCGUCCCUCUCCCCCCUACCCCCACCCCCGCUAGUUUUGUUUUCAUUUGCAACAUUAAUGUUUUGAAGGAAUGUUUCAUGUAAGCCGUAUCUGGGGAAAUGCGAAAAAUCAAUUUGGUCCCUUAAAUUGCGGAAUGCUAUUUUGAUGUUGUUUUUUUGUUGUUGUUGAACUUGUUACACACAUGCCAGCCACGAUUAUUUUUAUUCUAUUGACAGUGUAUCUUUUUAUUUAACUCUGAAGCUGGUUCCAAUACAAUUUGUGUUUUUCCUUUAAAAACCAUGUAUUAGUUUUCACCUUGGUUCAUACUCGUUUACGGUAGCAUAAGUUUGUUUCGUUUGUAAGCAAUAAUUUCAGAAAGGCCAAAAUCACUUUAGAAAUAUUUUUAUAUUCUAUUUUGAUAAUUAUCUUCGUAAAUCCAGCUACAUAGUUUUGUAAAUCUUUUUUGAAUCUGUGGAUGUAAUGGUGGUUAGUGCUUGUAAAGUGUGUAUUUUCAGCCUACAACUUACCAAUAUGAGAAAAUUUCUUUGUUUUUAUUUUAGAUACUCUAUAUUGUCCCACUUACUGUUUUUGUUGUGGUCACUAUUUUGGUACUUUGAGAUAAAGACAUUUUGAGAAUUGUGGAACCAUCUUUUUUAAUCUUUGAUUGGAUGACAGGAAAUGUGAUGAAUGUCAGAACCACCUUCCUAAUAUUUGUUUAACUUUUGGCCCCUCAUAGAUCUACUUUUGCAGCCAUGACAGUUACUAAAUUAAUCAGUCUACUCUAGGAAGGCUGUAUGCUUUUCUUGUAACCUUAUUGAGUCAGUUACAUGCACCAAAUAUUUUGAGUACCUUAUAGCGGAAAAAAUUAUACUAAUCAUUAUUUGCUUCAGGGUUUGGAGAAUACAUGUGUAUAUGUGUGAUUAAUUGGUGGUUGAGUUGAGUUUGAGACAAUGUACCUUCCUUCUUAUGAAAGGAGACAUAUUUUGUGAUUAUGAUUUAUAAAGUAGGCCGUUAGCAACACCAAAAUUUAGAUUUCAGUUUAGUUACCAGUACCUUGAUGAGCUAGUUUUCUGUACCUUAUCUUAGCAUUCUUUUAGUGAUUUCAUUGCCAUUGCCAAAUAGUAAUAGGGCGAAGCCUCAGGAGUCAGUUACGUUAGGAGUUACCAGAUCAUGUAUACUAUGUCAAAAAUACAAUACAACUUUGUUAGAUUCUGCAAUCAUUCCAGUGAUUUUACCAUUUUUAUCUGUAAUGAAUAAAAUAACCUGUUCAUAUUUCAGGGGGAAAUUUCUUAAUGUCUAUAUUCUUGGUGCUUUUAUGCAUGAAUGCUGUAUAAAGCUUUGCAUUCCUUGACUGUGUGGUAGUUGAGUUAAUUAUUAACCAUAGAUGAACCAAAGUAUAAUUUUUAAGUUGUGUGCUAGUGUACCAUUAGGAAACCGUGUGUUAGAUUACUCCUCAGUGAGGAAGCCAUGGAAUGUUAUUUCCAAUUGAUUGUAGUACUUAGCCAUUUUCCCUUACUUUCCCUUCUACCCUUUUCGAUCGAAAAGCUCAACUUUUAAAAUGCGCUUGAUCUAGUGUGUGUUGCUUUAGAAAGUAUAGACAACCAAUGAUGCUGUGUUAUAUUGUAGCCAAGCUCUUGCAGUUUUGUUGUGGAUGUCAUUCUGUUACCUGUGUUUAUUGAAGAGAGUGUAAAGUUUUCUGAUUCCUUUGUGUUUUCUAUAUUUGUGAAUGUUACUUAAUUUAUGUGUGAAUAUUCUUAAAAACCUGAACUGGUUAGCCAGCAACAAUUGGCUCUUGCCUGCGUGAUGAUACUAUUCAAGAGUCAUUUUCAUUCCAGUUAAGGGUAUAUGCAUGUAACAUGCCAUACCCUUAUAGUUGUAAGAUUAAGUAAUGUGAACCCACAUUUGCUUCCCAUUCUCCAGUAUUAUCCAGUAAGCACAUGUUUUUCUCUCCCUUUCUCUUUUGUAAGUUCUGAGCAAGAAAGACGGGACAAUGUUAUAAAAUGUGUGUAAGUAGAUGUCUCAUUUGCACAUUUUACUUGUCAGAAGGCGCAAGGGAAGAAUGAAUAGUGUAUUACACUUCCUCUUAUUAAAUUCGAAAGCUCAGGUAGAAGCGUUGUUGUGUGUGAUUGUGUGCUAGACGUAAGCUCCCAUUUAAGUUUCUCAAAUUCCAAGUAAUUUGUGUCUAAUUUAUUCUUGAGAUGCUUUAUUUUGCCUUUUGUUUUUAAAAAUGGGCAAGUUGUUUGAUAUCAGUCCAGGAAGUAAUUUGUAUCCAGACAGACUGCAAUGGAGAUCUCUUAAUUGUGUCUUUUCACUACGGAAAAACCUAAAGUCAGAUUUGACAAUCAAAUCUUGAUGAGUGCCGUCUCAGAAGAAGUAAUAUUUGGACAGAAUAUUGCAAUGGUGUCUGACUUAAACUUGAAGUGCCAAAUAAUCGUUUUGGAAGGAACAAUUGCAAAUGGACUUUGAUGAUACCAUUUUAACACCUGUUUUAUUUGUAAUUUGUUUUAACUCCGGCAUUGUUUCUGUCAUUUUGAGUUGUUUUUUGCCUUUUGAAAAAGCAACUUAGUAUUUCCUAAAUAUCAUUCUGCUCUUAUUGUUUUGGGCCAGAUUUCUGUUUUGAAGUGCUAAGAAGACACAGGCAUUGGUCGUAAUUAACUGCUUAGCUUAAGAUUUGUCUACCUCAGUUUUGUUUUCUGUUGAUUGUGGGAGUAUGCAAUGUGUGAGUACAAAGUUGUAAUGAAAUAUUUUUUAUAGGAUUGUCUUUGGUGAUAAAGCAUGUGGGGCAGUUGAAUUGUCUGCAAGUACCUUUGUAUGUCAUCCAUAUAUUUUUGCAUAUGUUGUCUUCUUUUUUUUCCCCUUUUUCUCCCCAUUUCCAGUUGCACAUUUUAGUACAGUCUAUUUUUUGAGGAGCUUGUCUGUGAUAUGUUUUGUAGUAAUUGAACAUAACUUGUGGUAUGUAUCUUCCAAAACUUCUGUAUAUUUAAAAUUACAUUUAUAAUUAUUCAUGUAUCAAUUCUUUCAGUAAUAAACUAGUUGGUUUCUA
Messenger RNA from Thrips palmi, 8713 nucleotides. Its product is annotated as zinc finger protein PLAG1-like. Gene Ontology annotation, biological process: regulation of transcription by RNA polymerase II; cell fate commitment. Gene Ontology annotation, cellular component: cytoplasm; nucleus. The transcript has 4 exons. Gene Ontology annotation, molecular function: histone deacetylase binding; DNA-binding transcription factor activity; RNA polymerase II cis-regulatory region sequence-specific DNA binding. The record is from RefSeq and is a predicted model, not a curated record. Bases 757 to 2757 code for a protein of 666 amino acids. Lineage: Eukaryota; Metazoa; Arthropoda; Insecta; Thysanoptera; Thripidae.